GUCAGUACCAUGGGGAAUCUCCGCUGGCCUCGAUGCGCCCGGCCUGGGCCACGUCGUCGCUUGCAGGGCUCAGCACAACGGCCUGGAGGAGGUCAUCAAGUUCCGUCAAGCGAACGGCUACUGCGAGUUCUUGCGACUUGCGCAGGAUGUUCCCGGCAUCGUGAUGUGUUCUAUAGACCUCAGCUAUUUCGGAGCAAGCUGGUAUGCACUGAUGAAGCUGAGCCUGUCAGUAUGUCUAGUCACUCUCUACUGCUGUUUGCUGUUGGUGGUCACGUGCGCUGUGCCCCGUCGUGAUUCCUCGAAAACUGGGAUCGUGGUUGGUGCACCAGUUUCACCCUGA
Molecule: messenger RNA, 340 nt
Organism: Symbiodinium sp. CCMP2592
Lineage: Eukaryota; Dinophyceae; Suessiales; Symbiodiniaceae
Source: the annotation of a GenBank genome assembly